Messenger RNA from Brachypodium distachyon (stiff brome), 2518 nucleotides. RefSeq names its product zinc finger MYM-type protein 1-like. The record is from RefSeq and is a predicted model, not a curated record. The coding region runs from base 229 to 2286 and encodes 685 amino acids. Lineage: Eukaryota; Viridiplantae; Streptophyta; Magnoliopsida; Poales; Poaceae. The transcript has 2 exons.
GUGGCGCGACCCGAGGAGGCGCCUGGCCAACCGACCCGACUCCCGAGGGCUCCAACUCUAGCGCCGCCGGCUCCGCCCUGCCGCCAGCGUCCCUUGCGGCGGAACCUGUGAGCGGCGCGAGCGUGUCCAGACAGGCAGCAGUGCUGAUUCGGCCACCCGUCAUCGCUUACAAAACCCCAAUCCGGCUUCGGCCGUGCCGUGUUGGAGACUUAGAGGUAUCUGUAGAAAAUGAAAAAAAACAUGGAUUUGAAAUCGUUGUGGGCUAGGGCUUCAAAAGCACGGAAGCUAGCUUCUACCUCAACACCAAAAUCCACACCGGUUGAUGCCGAAAGCCAACCUCGCAAUAACAGCAAUGCUCUUUCCAAUGAUGGGCUGCAGGUGGUACCAGUGCAUGCACAAAUACACCCAAUCACAGAGGAUGAUGAAUCCGGUGACCAAGAUGUUGAGUCCCUUGCUUCAAACAUUAUACAAUACCAGUCUGAGGCUGUAUCUGAGAAAUCCUGUUUGAUCCAUGCACUGAAGUGCUUGAGAUUUCUUUUGAAACAAGGGUUGGCUGUUCAUGGACAUUAUGAAAGUGAGGGAUUUAAUGAAGGGAAUUUUGUUGAGCUUUGCAAGUGGAUGGCAGAAACUGAUGCAAGAGUUAAAGGGGUGGUUUUAAAAAAUACUCAAAGAAACUAUAAAUUGAUCGAUCAGAACAAACAGGAACAACUCGCCAACUCCUGUGCCAAAGAAACCUCAAGGCUUAUCAUUGAAGAUCUCGGUGAUGAUUAUUUUGCAACACUUGUUUAUGAAUCUACUGAUCUGUGCCAACAAGAAGAAUUGUCUCUCUGCUUGCGAUAUGUUGAUAAAAAAGGAAUUGUAGUGGAAAGGUUUCUUGGUAUUGUUGAAGUUGAAGACGCCACCUCUUUGACAGUUCAAACAACAAUUGAGAACCUACUUAUGGAACACUCUUUGAGCUUUUCUAUGAUCCGUGGGCUGGGGUAUGAUGGAACUAGUAACAUGAAGGGUUAUGAUAAUGGUUUGAAGAAACUAAUUAUGGAUGAAUCCCCAUCUGCUUAUUAUGUCCAUUGCUUUGCCCGUCAACUUCAGUUAACACUCGUUGCUGUUGCUAAGGAGAAUACUCAUGGUGGUUGGCUGUUUUAUCAUGUUGAAUAUUUGUUGAAUGUUCUUCGUAUAUGUCGUGAAAAGAUACGAAUGCUUACAGUACCUCAAGCUAAGUAUAUCAUUGAAGCAUUGGUAUUGGAUAAAGUUGAAACUGAAGAGUGCUCGAAUCAACAGAUAAGCUUGGGAAGUCCUUCUGAUACUCGUUGCGGUUCUUGCUAUAGAACUGUGAUGCACAUUAUCUCUCUGUAUCCUUCAAUUGGACAAAUUCUCACAAUCAUUGGAGAAGAACAUGAUGGCAUAGAAGCUGCAAGAUGUCAAACCAUGAUGACAUCAUUCGAGUCCUUUAGGUUUGUUUUUAUGGCACACUUGUUGCAAACUAUAUUGGAGUAUACAGAUGACUUGUGCACUGCUUUGCAAAAGAGGGAUCAAGAUAUUGUUCAUGCUAUUGAUCUUGUUUAUGUGACAAAGGAAUGGUUUCAGUUACUGCGGGAAGAUGAUGGAUGGGAAGGUUUUCUUCAAAAGGUCACUUCUUUUUGUGUGAAACAUGAGAUCGAAGUUGUUGACAUGGAUGUUUUGUAUGAGCCGAUUGGCAGAUCUUCAAGGCUCUACAGGACUGCUAAAAAUCUCCAUUAUUACCAUGUUGAUAUGUUUUUGGAUGUGAUUGAUAGGCAACUUCAAGAACUUGAUCACAUGUUUGAUGAGGUAAACACAGAGUUACUUCUCUGUGUGGCAUCAUUCAAUCCUGCUGACUCAUUUGCUGCUUAUGAUGAGGACAGGUUGGUUAAGCUUGCUCACUUUUAUCCCAAGGAUUUCUCAAAGGCAGAAUUGUUGCAUCUUCCCUAUCAACUUACAACCUUUGUCGCUGAUAUGCGUAGUAACAAAAGGUUUAGAGAAGUGAAAAAUCUUGUCGAGGUUUCUGUUAAGCUUGUUGAAACAAAGAAGGACCAGGUUUAUCAACUUGUUUACAAGCUGCUCAAAUUGGUGCUGCUCCUGCCUGUUGCAACUGCAACUGUUGAGAGAAACAUGUCUUCGGUCAAAUAUGUGGAGUAUAAGGCAAGCAACAAAAUGUCGGGGCAAUGCAUGAAUGACUGCUUGGUUACAUUUCUUGAGGGAGACUUCUUUUUGCAAGUUCAGGAUGAUGCCAUCAUAUCUCGCUUCCAAGCUACUCCUUCCGUUCCAUAAAUCCCUCCGUUCCAUAAAGAUCGGCACAGAUUUGAAUUAGCUUUAGUUCAAAUUCAUGCCAAUCUUUAUGGAACGGAGGGAGUAUGAAUGACUGUAAAGAUGUGUAAUAACUUUUAUCUACUAUUUGCAAUAUCUCGAUGUAAUUUGAACAAACACCUUCAUGCUUUAAUGUAAUUUGAACAAACACCUUCAUGCUUUAAUGUAAUUUGAACAAACACCUCUUUUUUUUUCU